Molecule: messenger RNA, 400 nt
Organism: Ostreobium quekettii
Lineage: Eukaryota; Viridiplantae; Chlorophyta; Ulvophyceae; Bryopsidales; Ostreobiaceae
Source: the annotation of a GenBank genome assembly
AUGAAAGCUGAAGCAUGUGUGGAGGCUCAGCGCGGCACGGCGCUCCUCUCUGACAUGGACGCGCUGGAGAAGAGCGCUGACGAAAACGCCCGCCGCCUAGAGCUGCAACUUGAGGAUGUGAAAGAGGAAGCGCUACACGCAGAAUAUUGCUUGGCAGCUGUCGAUGCUGAGGUAAAGCAAACGCAAGGGGAAAUCGUCCAAUUGCGGCAGAAUGGCUGCGAGAAGGCGAAGAAGUUGGAAAAGCUCAAUGAGGCAGUGGAGGCCCUGGUGGCCAACAGCCGCGCCCAAUGGACAUCCAGCGAGGCGGCGGCGCACGACCGGCAGAAGCAAGGUAUCUUUCAGGCCAGUGAGAAGCUGCCUUAUCGGGUGGAAGAGCCGGAGGACGAGGGUGCCAACCCAG